Messenger RNA from Penicilliopsis zonata CBS 506.65, 639 nucleotides. RefSeq lists its product as hypothetical. The transcript has a single exon. Bases 88 to 555 code for a protein of 155 amino acids. The record is from RefSeq and is a predicted model, not a curated record. NCBI's taxonomy places the organism in Eukaryota, Fungi, Ascomycota, Eurotiomycetes, Eurotiales, Aspergillaceae.
ACUUGAUUGUAGCGACAACCAUUUUGAUCUAGAUAUGGACCGUAGAGAACACCCUCGACAGGCAACUGGAAGGCAAUCGCUGAAGAAAUGGCAGGUGUCCAACCGCAGCAGAGGCUAGGCAAGAGAGAAACGUGGGAGGGAAGAUGCGGUGAACGCGUCAGAGCAAGAUUAUUGGGGGGGGAGGGGGGAAGGGAGGGAGGGGAGGGGGGAAAGAGAGGGGAGAAGAGGGAGGAGGGGGUGGGAAAAAAGAAUGAGGUCGAGGAUGAGAAGAGAAGAGGUCCAAGGCAGGGAAACUCUUGCAACGAGCAAAGGAGUUGUUCUGGAUGCAGAGGCUGUGAGAGGGAGGCAGAGAAGCAGGGCAGGUGGCUGUCGGGGGUUGCUGCAGUCGAACGUCCGCCGUGGAAGGUUUCAAGAGGUAAGGUAAGGCAAGGUGGGAGCGGAGGAUGGAUUGAUAGCUGCAACGGGGCAGGCCGCACGUUAGUUAGCUUGACUCCGGCCUAUGUGAUUCCCCAUCAAAAGCUGGACCAGAUUUCUUGGACUUGCAAGAUGGGAUAAUAAGAGAGAUUAUUUUUUUAUAGUUAAUUAGGUAGUUAGUCUGUAUACUUCAAAACUUCAACUAAUAAACGACUUGGAAUAGAC